Messenger RNA from Rhipicephalus sanguineus (brown dog tick), 2679 nucleotides. RefSeq names its product zinc finger protein 19. Gene Ontology annotation, molecular function: RNA polymerase II cis-regulatory region sequence-specific DNA binding; DNA-binding transcription factor activity. Gene Ontology annotation, biological process: regulation of transcription by RNA polymerase II. The coding region runs from base 328 to 2253 and encodes 641 amino acids. The transcript is spliced from 5 exons. NCBI's taxonomy places the organism in Eukaryota, Metazoa, Arthropoda, Arachnida, Ixodida, Ixodidae. The record is from RefSeq and is a predicted model, not a curated record.
GGAACACGUCAGUUACACUGGCAGAAGAAUAGUGUACUAGAAUAAUUUCUAAAGUUAUUCUAGUGCACUAUAAGUACUGUAACGUCAGUGCAUGGGCCCUAUCAUAGAGUUUCUCACAAUGGGGAACUUUUCCUCUAGAGUCGCUGUCAUCCAUCCAUCCGCAAACACAUAGCGAAGUUGGCGAAGUGUAGACGUCGUAGACGUCGUAGACGCUCAUGCUUGACCCGAAGCCAGUGCACGCAAAGCGCUUUGGGUGCCCCUAUUUGAAAACUCCCAACUGUAUCAGGGGUGGGUGUGGAAGGGGUGGCACACGUCCUUUCCCUCGCCAUGGACGAUGCUCGACUAGAGCGCAAACGAGCACUCGCACGGGAACGACAGCGUCGUCGACGGGAGACUCACCCGGAGCUCCGGGAGAAAGCAGCGGAGGUUGAGCGACAGCGAAGGCGAGCUAAGGCCGACCUGCUGAAGAAAGCAGCGGAGGCUCGGCUACAGCGAAGACAAGCAAAUCCCCAGCUACGGAAGAAAGUAGCGCAGGCCAAGCGGCAGCGCAGGCCAGCCGAUCCCGAGCUGAGACGCAGGGAAAGCGAAGCAAACCGAAGGGGCAACCCGGAAAUUCGAAAGAAGGAACCCGAAGCUCAACGGAAUCGUCGUAAUGAGAUCGCCGAACUUUGCGAGAAAUCAGCGCAGGCGAAGCUUGCUUGGAUGGCUGCAAACCUGGACUUGUACCGGCGAGAAGUGGAGCGAAACCGCGAGCGCCGAGGAUUGAAAACGCAGGAGUUGAACCGCAGCUCCGCCGCUCUUUCCGUGGAUUUCACCCUGGGUGGAACUGUGGAUGCAGUUCCACCUACAUUCAUGCAACGCAAUGCUGCUAUGUGCCACAAACAGUCUACGUCGUGUGAGAUGGGCCCGUCCAAAUCAACACUGGCUAAGGUACCCAAUUUCAAGGUCUGCAGAAGGAUGCAAACCAAUGAGUUGGAAGGCUUCCACACGUCCUCCUCAACCCCGAAAGUGCCACUGCAAGGCAAAGCAGUGUUUUUAGUGCCGACAAAUUCAAGCGGAUCCAGCUGUGUAGUGCAAGGACGUGCAGAAGUGGGUGAUGCCACGGAAGGUGACUGCCGAAUCAAGAUGGACACCAACACAUUGUGCAACGUAAAGGGAGAAAACCUUCCCACCGGUAAUGUGUAUUUUGUGGUUAGUCCAUACGGCUGCGGCGUUUGCUCACGCAGUUUCAAGGAGGUGGACGCUCUGUUCUCGCACGUUUUGGCAUGUCCGUGGCCGGAGCCCUUUCAGUGCAGCCUGUGUUCACAGCUGUGUGCAAGCUGGGGUGCGGCGAGGGACCACCUCGCUGCUCACAUCAAGAUAGGUGCGGUAAAGUGCCCGCUCUGCAACCACAUGUUUGGCAAGUACUUGAGCAUACGGCGUCACAUUCAGCGCCAGCAUGUGCCCAUCCGGCCGUUUGUGUGCAACUGCUGCGAUGGAACGUUCAUCACGAAGUCGGAAAUUGACCAGCACAGCCGUCAGUGCCGCGCAAGGACGCACGUGGUCGACAAAUACAUGGGCUCAAGUGAGAAAUGCGACUCACAGGUUCGCAGCCGCCUGGCAACUACGGUGUACAGGUGCUCCGUUUGCCCAAGUGCGUUUUUCGACCGUUUGGUGAUAGCAAGGCACAUGCGCGUUCACUUGAACCAGGUACAGCAAAGUCGAGAAGGUGAACCAUGGAUGAUAACGGUCGCUCCUGAUAACGGUGUGCCCGCUAUGGAUGAAAAGGCGAGAGUGGCAGCUCAACUACAAGCGGAGUUCAGGGCUCGCAGAGCUGCUGCAGCACGGCGACGAAGACAACAAGCGGGCCCGGAGUCUAGGGCGCGGGAAGCUGCAGCAAAACGGCAACGCCGGCAAGCGGACGCAGAGGCAGCGAGAGCGCGGGAAGCUGCAGCAGCACGGCGACGCCGGCAAGCGGACCCAGAGGCGGCGAGAACGCGGGAAGCGGCGGCAAAACGGCGGAAGCGUUCUCUACCUGAGGGGCAGAAGAAGCAUCCCUUUGAUUGCGGAAAUCACAGGUCAUACGGUACAAGACCUCUGAAGGUCAAACUUGGAGUCGAGGCAUCUACGCAGUGCUUCAUUAAAAUAGAGGUUGCUCACAAGGCCACAUACCGCCACGCCAUCUCUAAAGCCACACAGGCUGUGUUGAGCACUUCCAGAGUCUCCAGCUCAACACAGUGCGAUGGUCUGGAAUACUGUGAAGAUACUUUUUGAACUUCCGCUGCGAAGUGUAGGUGGAUCCCCACGCAUUUUUGUGCAAUCAUAUGUCAUUGCUGUCACUGCUAGGGAUUACCUGUUAAUAGUUGGUUUGAAGCAUAGAAUAACUUAUUUUUUAUCUGGAAUUUUCUAUUGAGUUAGAUUGCCAAUUUGUUAGAGAUGACUUUUUAUCUCUACCGUUACAGCGAAUAUUGGAUAUAACAGAUGGGCUAAUGUUUCCUGUGCUACUUCGUUUUAACAAGGUUCAAUUGUUCUACAAUCACAACACUUACCACAACUGGAGACUUGGCCCUGUAGGAAAAAAAAAACAAAACGUGAGGGUAUAAAAAUCGCAUAUUGUAAUUUCCACAUUAUUUGCUAGGCACUGAUGCUACCAUAACACUAUGAAUUUACUGGAAUUAAAUUGCAUUCUGAAGGAACCAA